AUGGCCGUCGUCGUGUGCGUCACCGGCGCCGGUGGCUUCAUCGGGUCGUGGAUCGUCAAGAUGCUCCUCGCCCGCGGGUACGCCGUCCGCGGCACCUCCCGCCGCGCAGAUGACCCCAAGAACGCGCACCUGUGGGCGCUCGACGGCGCGGCGGAGCGCCUCACCAUGCUGCAGGUGGACCUGCUCGACCGAGCCAGCCUCCGCGCCGCCUUCCGCGGCUGCGACGGCGUCAUCCACACCGCCUCGCCGAUGCACGACAAUCCCGAGGAGAUCAUCGAGCCGAUUAUCGCCGGCACGCGGAACGUCGUCGAGGCCGCGGCCGACGCCGGCGUGCGGCGCGUGGUGCUGUCCUCCACCAUCGGCACCAUGUACAUGGACCCGCGCCGCGACCCGGACGCGCCGCUCGGCGACUCCAGCUGGAGCGACCUCGAGUACUGCAAGAGCACCGAGAACUGGUACUGCUACGCGAAGUCGAUCGCGGAGCAGGGCGCGUGGGAGGCGGCGCGGGCGCGGGGGCUGGACCUGGCGGUGGUCAUCCCGGUGGUGGUGCUCGGCGAGCUGCUGCAGCCCAGCAUGAACACCAGCACCCUGCACAUACUCAAGUACCUCACUGGGCAGACCAAGGAGUACGUCAACAAAUCGCAUGCCUACGUGCACGUCAAGGACGCUGCCGAGGCGCACGUCAGGGUGCUCGAGGCGCCUGGCGCCGGCGGGCGGCGGUACGUCUGCGCCGAGCGCACUCUGCACCGCGGCGAGCUCUGCCGCAUGCUCGCCGGACUCUUCCCGGAGUACCCUAUUCCGACAAGGUGCAAGGAUCUGGUGAAUCCACCAAAGAAGGGCUACAAGUUCACAAACCAGCCUCUGAAGGACCUAGGAAUCAAGUUCACGCCAGCGCAUGAAUACCUGUAUGAAGCAGUGAAAUCCCUGCAAGAAAAGGGAUUCCUCCAGAAGACCUCUAGCACCAAGGUGCCUGAACGACGCAGCUCCCUGCCUGAACAAUCACAACCACCCGUAUUGAUUUCAAGACUUUCAUAG
Molecule: messenger RNA, 1035 nt
Organism: Miscanthus lutarioriparius
Lineage: Eukaryota; Viridiplantae; Streptophyta; Magnoliopsida; Poales; Poaceae
Source: the annotation of a GenBank genome assembly